AUGUCUCACAACCAAUACAACGCUACUGAAAACACUCAAGAGGAUAUUGCUCAAGACUCUAUCCGUGUUUCUUCUCCUUAUGACUCAUCUAUGCAAGUGGAUGAGCACGCUCAACUUUCUGCAGUUGAUCAUCUUCUCAAGAAGAUUGACACUGCUCAGGCUCGCUUGGAUCAGAUCCAUCGUAACGCUGGUGAUACUUACACUGAGGAAGAACGCUUGGCGGCUGAUGAAGCAUCUGCGUCUGUCGAAUGGCUCAGCAAGCAAGUCAGUGCAAUUACUAAGAGGGUUGAUUCCAAAGCAAGACCUGUCAAUCUCAAUGAGAUCCCCCGUUUCCAGGUGGUAGGACAAGCUAAGCAUUGGCCUGACCAUCCUCGAUUCACCACAGUCGAUCAUUUCUUCAGUGCUUUUGAGAACGUCAUCAGAGCAUCCGGUAAUGAAAUAAAUUUGGUUUGGAAACGCUACGUGCCUGUUUCACUGCCAUUUGACUUCGAAUCAUGGACCAAGAAUGAUCUUCUGGCAUGUAAUGAUUGGGAUCAAGCCAAGGCAUUGUUCCGCAAACAUUUUGGUGCUCCCAUCAACUCUGAGGAAUCCAUGGCCAAACUCUUCAGCAUGCGCAUGAAGAACAAUGAUACUCUACAGGACUAUACGAAUAAGUUCAUGAAGUACGUCAAGGAUUGUGGCUUCCCUCCUAACAGCAACAUGUUAGCCAAGUUCUAUCAGUUCACGCUGUUACGCAAGAAUCAGCAAAUGAUGGUCAACCAAAUGUCCGUCAAGCAUGGUUCCAACCACAAAUGGACUAUCAACGAGAUCUAUGAGUGUGUGUUGCCUUUGUUCCUUGUUGACGAGCAAAAUCGUGGUGAUGAUAAUGUUGAGGUCGACAUCAGAGGUAAGCGUAAGGGUGGUUCUGGUGGUUCUGGUUCGAGAACAAAGAUGGCAAGGGUAUCUGCCACUGGGUAUUUCUGUGCGAAGCAUGGCGGAAGCAAUGCCAACCACAACACCAUUGACUGUAAGUCAAGAUUGAAGCACUUUGGCUCUGACAACAAGCCUAACCGGGCUACUACUGCUGCUCCGUAUUCUAUGAAUUCCUCAUCCUCUGAUCCCAAAACCUGCAACUUUUGUGGUAAGCCCCGUGCUUACGGCCAUCGUUGUCAAGAGUUCUACGACUGGAAGAAGGAGAGAGAAUCAAGGAAGAACAUUGGUGUGCAUACUGUACAAACAACCACUGUUCGCAAGGACAACAAGUCUGGUUCUGGUUCUGAGACCAAUGAUGUUACCAUGGAAAGUAGCACUGAUUCUGACAUUGGUGAUGCUAUUGGAGAUGUCACCAUGGAGGAAAUAGAUGCUUGCUUGGACGAGAUUGAAGCAGAGGAUGCCUCGCUCAACUGUAAGUCUAAUGUGAAAAAUGUACCUGAAAGUUUCAAUCCAUUUCAGUUACUGACUCCUAUUAUUUUAGAGAGCAAAGAAGGAAAACCAGUCCGUUUGAUCGCGAAAGUAGAUACGGGAUCAGAUUCCACCUUCUUAAAUAAAAACAUUUUUCACAAUAAACUACUAUUCACUUCCCAAGAUAUUAUUUCUGUUGAAGGCAAUUUGAACUUUCUGAGUCAUUCAGUAAAGAGAUUGGGUAAAACACCAGCUAUCAAGAUAAGAUAUCUUAAUGACAUUGCAUUUGAUCACUCGUUUGAGCUAUCCAAUUUUAUUCAGGACCUAGGCGAUUUUGAUGUGCUACUGGGUGUAGACACAUUGAGUCGACUUAGAAUUGGGCUAACUGGCGUUGCUCACAAGUUUGCUGAUAUUGGACAUCUUACAGAGGAAGAGAAAUCAGAGCUUCUUGAAAGCAUCGAUUUCGAAAAUGUCAAUUUUGAUACUAAACAUUCUAUUGAUCCAGAAACCGCAUCAAUCUUUGAAUCCCAAGCUGAGGAGAAUAAGUAUAUGAGCAACAUCCAAGAUGCUAUUGAUGAGAAUCAGAGAAUCAAGCCUGGAACGUUUUGUAACGUGCCUGAAUCUGAGAUCACUAUACCAAUCAAGGAGAAUGUUGAUUACUAUGUCAAGCAAUAUCCGAUCGCACAUCAUGCAAUGCCCGAAAUCGAAAAGCAAUUGAAUGAAUGGCUGGAUGCAGGAAUUUAUCAAAGAAGGACAAUGAUGGCAAACCCACCAAAACUCGAGUUUGUAUGGAUGUGCGGAGGAUCAACCAGCAUAUGCCCAACAAUACAAACCAAUUUGAGAUACCAAAUAUACAGGAUAUCUUCACCCGGAUCAAGCAGAAGGGGACAAUAUUUUCGAAACGGAAAAACCUCGGUCAUGAACAUUUUGUUUUCUGAUAUGCCCAACGUGGAGGUCUAUGUGGACGACCUAUGCCUCGUAUCUUCAUCCUUAUCCAGUCAUUGCGAAUUGAUUAAGGAGGUGCUGAGACGCUUGACACAUGCCAACUUAAAGAUUGGUGUUGAAAAGUGCUCCUGGUUUCGAUCUAGUAUCUACUUGCUAGGCUUUGUAGUUGGUCCUCAUGUUUCCAAGGUUGACAUGCGACAUCUCUCUGACAUUGAUCAUUGGGGUCCAUGCAAAUCUGCCAAACAGGUUAAACAACUAGCUGGUGUUAUUUCAUAUUUGAGACCACACAUCCCAAAUCUGUCAAAACUGAUGGCGCCUAUUGAUGCUCUACGAAAUGAUCCAGAUGCUGGUAGCAAAUGGACUGAGGAGCACACCAAACGACUUGAGAUUAUCAAGAAGGUCUUGUUAUCUGAAGCUUUACUGACUGCACCAGACAUGAAUAAGAAAUUUUAUCUUGAAUGUGAUGCUAGCUUAUAUGCAGUUGCAGUCAUUUUGACGCAGCGCGACGAUCAAGGACGCACAGUCUAUGUGGCGAUGUUGAGCAAAUCUCUGACCAAAUCCCAACAGAACUGGCCUGUCCUGAGACGAGAACUGUAUGCCGUGUUAUUCGGUUUAGUUCGUUUGCGACCCUUAUUGUACGGGCAUCCUGAGAUUGAGGUUAUGACAGAUCAUCGAGCUCUGAUUUAUAUCUACACAUGUAAAUGUCCUACUAGAGUCAUUCAAAAUUACAUGGAGAUUUUAAACGAGUAUCCCCAACUGCAAUUCACUCAUAUCAAGGGCUUAGACAACAUCUUACCUGACAAACUUAGUCGCUUGUAUGAACCUUUAGAAGAUCAUACAGAGCUGGCGGGAGACAGUGAUAAGAAAAUUGCUAAAUUACAAAAGAAUAUCAUGAGAAGCAAAGGCUCCAAGAAACGAUUCAUUGGCAACAAUAAGCAAACAAAGCAUUAUCUAACCAAGAACAAAGUAGUCUAUAAUAAAGACAAGCACUUGAAUGUACUUGCCAUGAAGAUCAAGGAGGGCAAUUAUGAAAGCGUUGCUUACAUUGCACCACCUGACAAUGAGAGAGACCAACUGCUUCGUGAAACUCAUGAAUUUGGACACUUUGGUGCCGCUAGUAUUGUCAAGAAACUACAUGAAGAAGGUAUUCAUUGGACAGGUCUAUAUGAUGAUGCAAAGGCAAUUUGUCAAUCAUGUAUGGAAUGUGCAAGACACAAUGUAGUUCAAAAGGGUUAUCAUGAACUGAGAAACGUUGUAGCGUAUGGUCCAUUUGAUCACAUAGGCAUUGACUUUCUUGGUCCGUUAACUCCAACCAACAAUGGCAAUAUAUAUAUAUUAGUUGUAUACGACAUUUGCACCAGAUUUAUUAUAACUCGUGCAUUGCCCAACAAACAAACCGAUACUGUCGCUAGAGCUCUGGCUACCAUCUUUGGAGACUUUGGCGUAGUACAAAUACUACAAUCUGAUAAUGGACGUGAAUUCAAGAGUGCUUUGAUGAGCGAGAUCGGUAAAGCACUUGGCAUCAAUCAAAGAUACUCUACGGCUUUCCACGCUAGGGGCAAUGGUGCAUCCGAAUCAGGUGUUAAAAAUAUUCUUAAUGCACUUCGUAAGAUGGUCAGUGAACACAUCUAUGACUGGGACUCGGUUCUACCUGGAACUCAACUGGCUAUAAACACAAAAAUUAGGUAUCGCACUGAGAGUGCACCUUUUCAAUUGAUGUUUGCUAGACCAUUGAAUAGAUUCGUAGACUACGAUGAUCCUAAGAUCAAGGACAACUUACCAAAGAAGCCAAUGACUCUCGGUGAGCUACGCAAGAAGGCAGAGAUUAUGAACCAGGUUGUCUUUCCAGCUAUAAACCAAAGAACACAACGCAUUAUUGAGGAGCAAGCAACGCGAUUCAAUAAGCAUCACAAGAUUACACACUUCAAAGUUGGUGAUUGGGUUAUGGUAAGACUUCCGCAUAGAGAAAGCAAACUUGAGGCCGCUUAUGAUGGACCCUAUCAAGUUGUUCAAAAGAAAAGAUCUACAUAUGUGUUGAAAGACGAUAUGAAUGAACUACUACAUCGCGACUAUGUGCCAUCUGAAUUGAAGCUGGUAGCAAUCGACGAGUCUAUCAUCGAACAAGAAGUAUAUGAGGUUGACGAGAUCAGAGCGCAUCGUGGUCCUGAACACAAUAGAGAGUAUUUGGUAAAAUGGAAGACAUUUGGAGAAGCUGCCAACUCCUGGGAAACCGCUGCAUCGUUCAACAACCCUCAAACCAUUCGUAAGUACUGGGCAAAGAUCAAGGAAUAUGAGCUGCUUGAGAAGAGAAGACAGGCACUAAAUAGUGACACUGCUUCCUCCAAAUCAAAGCGUAAGCGUGAUGAUUCUGACAAGCGUUUGAGAGGCUCUAAGAGACUCAACGUUGCAGAACAGUAA
Messenger RNA from Mucor velutinosus, 4743 nucleotides. RefSeq lists its product as uncharacterized. The transcript is spliced from 2 exons. Bases 1 to 4743 code for a protein of 1580 amino acids. The record is from RefSeq and is a predicted model, not a curated record. Lineage: Eukaryota; Fungi; Mucoromycota; Mucoromycetes; Mucorales; Mucoraceae. Gene Ontology annotation, molecular function: nucleic acid binding. Gene Ontology annotation, biological process: DNA integration.